Gigantopelta aegis is the source of this 3933-nucleotide messenger RNA. Its product is annotated as gamma-secretase-activating protein-like. Gene Ontology annotation, biological process: positive regulation of amyloid-beta formation. The transcript has 32 exons. Bases 84 to 3170 code for a protein of 1028 amino acids. The record is from RefSeq and is a predicted model, not a curated record. Gene Ontology annotation, cellular component: trans-Golgi network. Lineage: Eukaryota; Metazoa; Mollusca; Gastropoda; Neomphalida; Peltospiridae.
UCUACGAUUGAUAAAACGAAAGUUAUUUUCCUGGUUCACGUGAUUAGGCACCUGAAAACCUGCCGUCUUGGCCUAAUCACAUUAUGAUUGAACUUAAACAUUCAUUCAAUUUACUGGUAUCAAUUAACGCAUAUUUAGCUAAAAGAAGAGAAGAAUUGGGACGAUCUGAUACUGGUACCUUGAAGCCUCGAGUUCUGACACAAGAAAAGGACGGGAUAGUAAUCUACACCUGGAAUGACCUGGUUGUUUCUCAGUCCAAGCCUGACAGUAGUAAUCCUGUAACUCACAUUGGACUUUAUGAUCCCACCUCACAGCAACAUAAGGUUGUGUGGACGUACGAUACCAAAGUGAAGAUUGUGUCAUGUUCUAUUAAUCAGAACAAAACAUUGCUAGCUUUUACAACUGUAACUAUACAAAAAACAGAUGAUGGAAAAUCAGGAAAAGACUUGUUCCAGGCCUACCUGGUUGAGCUCCAGGCCUCAGACUCGCGAGUGUUCUCACUCAAUUUGGAGAAGUCAUGUUUCCUCAAGGUCCAGUUUUUGUACCCGGGCCAUGGCGAGCAGAUGUUGUUAAAAGAAGCCUUUCUGCUCGUCUUUCUCCACAAAGAAUCUGUUGCAUUGUAUAGCAUUCAGUUAUCACGGUUUGGAGACAAGGGAAUAUACAUGCGAGACCAGCCAAAGACAGAACAGAUCAUUCAGAAGUUUGUGUGGUGUCAGUGGGACCCACAGAACCAGCAGUUGCAUUACAUCUACAAUUGUCGCCAUGACAACGGCACAGUGUAUCAGAAGUUCAGCAGCAUACAGUUCUAUCAAAAUGCGAAAAAUGACAGCAUGAUGGACCUUCCAUUGAACUUUCCAUUUCCUCACAUCAGAUCUAAAUUCAAGUCCCGCUAUGCUGACAGACCUUUGUGUCCUGGCAUCCCAGAUGUCGCUGUCAAUGCUACUGUCUUGACUCAGCCAAAUGGGACUAUUUGCAUCUGUUAUAAACAUCACAAGUCACAGAGCAACCCUGCUGAAUAUAGAAGUGACAGUCAGACACAUCAUGAUGAAGAGUCUAUAAACUAUUACAUAUGUAUGGUUCAUCAUGCAAAAACCAUUCAAGGUUGUGUGUCUGGCUUGUCACAGAGUAUCCUGGGAUCUAGAAGAUUGUCAUUUCAUUGGUUGGGAGACUAUUUGAUGGUUCUUCUUCCUGGAUUCUUCGUUCACCUGUUGAAUGUCAGUAUUGAGUAUGAACCGUGUCAUCACAUCAUGUUGCAUAAUGAGAACAAGCCAUUGAAAAGUAAAGUAACUCUGUCUCCAGCAGCCCAGAGUUGUGGCCCAUUGCCAGUCAGCUUCACGUCUGAUGUGGAGGAAAAGGAUCACAAACCAGCAACAGUCAGGUUCCAAGAAUCUGAAGAACAUACACUGUGUACAUCACCUCAACCGGUCUCUAUCCAAGAGGUGACAGAUGAGGAGAUUCCUGUCACAUCUGUGAUCAGUGAAAAUGCUCGCACAAUUCAUACCCUGUCAUCAUGUACUGGCUUCUGCAAGGAUAUUUCUAGUUCCAGCAUCUGUCUCUAUGACUACCACAGUGGUUGUGUGUGGCGGUUGUCCGUCUCUCUCGACGACUUGUUCCAGUGUUUCCGAACGGCCUACUCAUCGACGCGGCAGGCUCUCUUCCAUUACUUACUGCUGAAAAGCAAGGACCUGUUCACUUUGAAAAAGGUUUUUGCUGACAUAUGUCAGGAUGCGACAAAUCCAGAAAUACCCACAGCAUUAGUCGAGUUUCUCAUUACAACAACCUACAGCAGCAUGAAACGUCAGCUCGGACGAGAAGUUCUUCGUCUGUUACCGUUUACAUCUGUGGAUACUUUUCGUGGACAGUUUGUCAAAGAUUCUGCAGGUGUUUUGUUUGCUCGGUUGUCCUACACAGCUCUUGGUAGUAUUAACUUCAGCACAAAGACAGCUAGGGACAGAAUGUCGAGGAAACACGAAGACAUUUGGGAUAUUCUUCGAAAACACUUGCGUCUCAAACAAAUCGAUGCUCCAAAACGCUUCUUGCAAGACAAGGUCAAAGGAACAUACACACAGCAUAUUAGGAAUGAAAAAAGAAGGUUAUCCUGGGAAUAUGUCAGCAAGGAACAGUCAUUCUUGGGACAUGUGACAGCAGGAUCAUGUAACAGGUCUGUGUUUGGGGAAUCCACAUUGACUGUUGCCGACAGUUUUCCUGGAAGACAGAGUCGUGCUGACACCGUGUUAGGGGCCGUUCCAGGUUUCCUAAAGGGGGGACUUGGAGAAGACAACACAGCAUUUAACAUAUUGCUAUCACUCACAGAGCAGAUGUUGACAGGCCACCUGACUCAUCACCUUAAGAAGGAUUCCAGAGUAAAAGCUCAGAAUGUGGCCAAGGAGUACGUCAGUUGUCAGGUGCAGCAGUCUCGACAGCUGUGUCACAUACUGUGGAGUGUUGCAGGAUUUACACCUGAGGAAUCCAUGCCAGACUUAAGUGAGCCUGGGUCUGAUGAGGAAUAUGAACUGUUUCAGCUCCUUGAGAGAUUCUAUCUUACAGUCACAGAAAAGUCUUUUCCCCUGCCUUCAGGUUUUCGGACAUAUUUUACAGCUCUGGGAUUUCGCUGUAUGCAGCUGAACUUGUUCCUUCAGUACGUUGAUCAUGGAGUUUUGGAGCUAACAGGAGAUUUUAUUUCUCAGCUUCUAACAGAUGUUCCUGAUGAUGGUGAUGAUGGUGAAAAUGUAAAACUCAAGUAUGCAAUCAUCUCUCGUCUACCUAAAACUGCAGCAGAAGAAUGCUUUAAGCUGUGGAAUCACCCUCUGUGUUUGAGAUAUUUCGCACAUCACCAGGUGGCCGAGAUCCUGCUUGAAACUACUUCGACACCAGCAGUAAAGUCCUCUUCUAAGUCAGAUGCUACAUGGACAGUUAAAGACAGAGCAAAUUCAGAAGGUAGAGAUAACGUGAGCACAGCCAGUGAUUCGAGCGUUUGUGCAGGUGUCUUCCAACCACUGGCAUCUCUGAUCGAUUACCUGGAGAAGAAAACAGAAGAUAGCCACAGCAGAAACGUUCGUCCCGGAACCGUACCUUCCAUGACCAGCGUAGACUCAGUUUUACUGGAGCAAGUUGGACUGUACCACACACGACAGACAGAUGAAUAUGAUAUGACAACUGUUAAUUUAUAGAAUAAUGAACAACUUAUUCAGAACAGAAUUGACAUAUAGAUUAUUAAACCUGAUUGACUUAUUCAGAACAGAGUUGCUACUUAAAUUAUUCAAUAUGAUUGACUUAUUCAGAAUGGAAUUGAUACUUAAAUUAUUCAGUAUGACUGACUUAUUCAGAAUGGAAUUGAUACUUAAAUUAUUCAAUAUGACUGACUUAUUCAGAACGGAACUGAUACUUUAAUUAUUCAGUAUGAAUGACAUAUUCAGAACAGAGUUGAAUGACUUAUUUGGAAAUGUUGUGAAAGUUAAAUUAUUUAAACUUGAAUGACUUAUUCAGAACAAAGAUAAUCCUUAUAGUCUGUUUGUGUCAAAAGGGAACUGAUGAACUUGUUUUUAAAUACCUGAAUCAAAAAAGAAGAUUUAACCUGUACAAUGUGUUGGUAAUUUGUAAAGAAACUUUUUUUUUAUUUACACUGAACUUUCUUUUUGAGUGAUAUGGGUUUAAUACAAUGCUUAAUAAAUUUGUAUAUGAAUUUUACUUUAUUCAUUAUAAAGUUACAUAUGUACCAAAAUUUAAUUUGUUUAAUUUUUAAAAUAUUUUAAGAACUAAAUGAUGAAUUUACAUUUCCAUUAAUAGUUUAAUCCAUUUUUGUUUGGGGGUUUUUCACAUGCAGACUGGUAUAAUAAAGGUUGUGGUAUUUGUAUGAAGGAGUUUAUGCUUCAAUAUAAAACCUUUACUGACCUCCCGUAUUUUUUUUUUUUUUUUUUUUUUUUGAGGGGGGGG